UUUUCUUUUUUUCUUCUUCUUUUCUUUGUCUUCCCUUCGUCGGUCGAGGAGCGCAAUAAAUCGUCGACUUUCUUGGCGACUUGUUCUCGAUUCCUCAUUCUGUGCCCGAAGUUUGCUACGUUUUGUUGAUUCACUUCACUGAGUUCACAAUUUUCUUGUUUUGAGAAGACUCUUCUCCCUGGAUUAAACUUCGCACCUUUUGAGCUCGUUUCGUCUGAAUCAUUUGGGAUUUUUGCUUCUUUGAGCCAAAGGUUUCGUCUUUUGAUUGGUUUGGAUGGGUCAGCUCCUCAAAAUCCUUUCUUGUUGCGGGUCUUGGUGAUGGGUUUUGCGCUACAAUGGUGCCUUGUUAUUGAGCCAUAAAAAACGUGGCGUCUGGCUUGGAGCGGCUCGGGAUGGACUCUCGGAAGCCGCUGUGGAAGCCUCCUCAGCGUCAGCAGAAGCAAGGGGCGGCGUUGCGGCCGAGACUGGAGCGGUGCAACGCGUUGAAGCACAUUGACUACGAGGCGCCGGCCGUGCGGGCGUCGUGGUCGGCGGGAUCCUCCUCUGCUGCGUCAGAGGAGCAAUCCAACACCCUCGCGACGCGGUCGCUGGACAUCUGUCCGCCGGCUUACGCCCACCAGACGAGCUUCCGGAUCGACGGCAGUGUCGAGGACGAGGUUGGCAUGCUUUGUCGCAGCCUCGGUCUCGAAGGCCCCGAUGACUUUGCCAUUUCACUUGACGAGUGGGAGAAGCGAAAGGUGCAACCGUCUCCAGAUGCUGUAACUAGGUCUAGGCUUUCUCCGCAGGGCAGCCGAACCAACUUCAGCCACACCUUGUCUUCGGGUCCUUCUGUGUCCAAUUUGUCUGAUGCAGACGAGCAGAAUAGGCAGGACUCGGGAGAAGGAGAUAUGAAGCUCUGUGUUGUUCGGAAACCCCAUACUAUGGUUUCCGAAACUGAACCCAUCGAGAUUUCAUGUGCUUCUCCAAGGUCCAGGGCAGGAGAUGGAGGGAUCCGAGGAGUCCGGCCACCGGCUCUCUCUCCUCCACCACCUUUCACAACAUUUUCGCCUCCACAGUCUGGACCUACAAGGAACAAUCGACCAUCAACUCUCAAAACUCCUCCCUCUAUGUCCGUUCAAGUUUUUGAUUCUUCCAGCACAACUUUCAAUAACCUUAGAGCCUUAGCUCUAGAGAAGAGUGGGCGGGAGGCAGAUCAAAUGAAAUCUGUGGAUUCUGAGGACAAAGUGAAGGGGGGAGUUCCAGUAGUAGAUGAAAUGAGUCACAAGGAAUUGAGGGAGAUGUGGUUGGAAGACAUAUCAGCUGAUGACUUUACUAGGACAUCUUCUUACUCAACAAUGAAUGAUGAUGAUACAUCGAGUUCGACUACUGAAACAUUCAUCAUCUCUCCAAAUGGUUUGUUCAAGCUGAAGAUGAAGUCAUGGAUGCGUGGCGUACUAUUGGGGAGUGGUUCAUUUGGUUCAGUGUACGAAGGGAUCAGUGAGGAUGGUAUAUUUUUUGCUGUUAAAGAAGUGUCUUUGCUUGACAAAGGAUGCAAUGCUCAACAGUGUAUUAUCCAACUUGAGCAGGAGAUUUUGCUGCUAAGUCAGUUUGAACAUGAAAACAUUGUUCAAUACUAUGGGACUGACAAGGAGGAGUCAAAACUAUAUAUCUUCCUUGAACUUGUCACACAAGGUUCCCUUGCGUCUCUAUACCAGAAGUAUCGUUUGCAAGACUCCCAGGUUUCUUCUUAUACCAAACAGAUUUUAAAUGGAUUAAACUACCUUCACGAGCGUAAUGUUGUGCACAGAGAUGUCAAAUGCGCAAAUAUAUUGGUUCAUGUGAAUGGCUCUGUGAAGCUUGCAGAUUUUGGAUUGGCAAAGGAGAUGACCAAGUUCAACAUGCUGAAAUCUUGCAGAGGAAGUGUAUAUUGGAUGGCUCCAGAGGUUGUUGAUCCUAAAAGAACGUAUGGACGAGCUGCUGAUAUAUGGAGUCUUGGUUGCACGGUUCUGGAAAUGCUGACUCGCCAGAUUCCUUAUCCUCACCUGGAACCGACACAAGCUUUAUUCAGGAUUGGCCAUGACGAACCACCACCUAUUCCAGACUCCCUCUCUCGAGACGCAUACGAUUUCAUUAGCAAGUGUGUUCAAGUAAACCCUGAAGACCGUCCUACUGCUUCUGAAUUGUUGGAGCAUCCAUUUGUAAAAAGACCACUGAAACUCUAAAUUCAUCUUCAAUCAACGACGAGAAAUUAUACAGUUAGAUGGCAUUAGUGGCCUCAAAUACUCCAAGGUAAACCACUCAAAUGUUUGUUUUUAUUCAUAUAGAGAUUCCAAACAAGUAGGAGAAUGAUUCUUUGAGGAUUGCCAUGCCAUUAAUUUUAUGAAAUCUCAAAACUCUUUGCUUCGA
Zingiber officinale is the source of this 2385-nucleotide messenger RNA. Its product is annotated as mitogen-activated protein kinase kinase kinase 1-like. Gene Ontology annotation, biological process: protein phosphorylation. The coding region runs from base 393 to 2201 and encodes 602 amino acids. The record is from RefSeq and is a predicted model, not a curated record. The transcript is spliced from 8 exons. NCBI's taxonomy places the organism in Eukaryota, Viridiplantae, Streptophyta, Magnoliopsida, Zingiberales, Zingiberaceae. Gene Ontology annotation, molecular function: ATP binding; protein kinase activity.